GUGUACCAUACGCUGCACUGCACUGAACUGGGUUCCUGCCAACAAUACAUGGCCCAGCAGUGUCAACUCACUUCUCCCUUCCACCUCUUCCUCUUUUGUCCACUUCACUUUUCCACUACCAUUCACUCUUCUUUUUUAAAUGUUUUCACUUUAACCAAACAACAACAACCACCACCACUCCCCAGACCCCCCCAUACUACUAUUCUCACACUUCACUUAUCUCUCACCAAUGAGCACAAUCUAGCAACCACCACCAAACCUUACACACCAAUGGAUUCAGGAGGCAACUCUUCUUCAGAAGAGUCCUCACUUAAUGGCUUGAAAUUUGGCCAACGAAUCUAUUUCGAAGAUACAGCUCUUACUGCUGCUUCUGCUGCUGCUGCUAGUACUACCAUUGCUGCUGGUUCUCCUUCUUCUUCUGGUUCAAAGAAAGGAAGAGGUGGGUCAGUUCAACAUUCUCAACCACCUAGGUGUCAAGUUGAAGGAUGUAAACUAGAUCUGACUGAUGCUAAAGCUUACUAUUCUAGACACAAAGUUUGUAGCAUGCACUCUAAAUCCCCUACUGUUACUGUUUCUGGUCUUCAACAAAGGUUUUGUCAACAAUGUAGCAGAUUUCAUCAGCUUGCUGAGUUUGAUCAAGGAAAAAGAAGUUGUCGGAGACGACUAGCUGGUCAUAAUGAGCGUCGCAGAAAGCCCCCACCCAGCUCUCUCUUAACCUCACGUUUUGCCAGGCUUUCUUCGUCUGUUUUUGGUAACAGCGACAGAGGUGGCAGCUUUUUGAUGGAAUUUGCUUCAAAUCCGAAACAUAGUCUGAGGAAUUCACCCGGAAAUCAAACCACAGCAAUCGGUUGGCCUUGGCCGGGGAACACGGAGUCGCCAUCUAGCAACCUUUUCUUGCAAGGUUCGGUGGGUGGGACAAGCUUCCCUGGUGCCAGGCAUCCUCCCGAGGAAACUUACACUGGAGUCACAGAUUCAAACUGUGCUCUCUCUCUUCUGUCAAAUCAAACAUGGGGUUCUCAAAACACAGAACCAAGUCCUGGAUUGAAUAACAUGCUGAAUUUCAACGGGACACCCAUGACACAACUUGGUACAUCUUCUCAUGGUGUAGCCAUGCAUCAAAUUCCAAACAAUUACGAGGUUGUCCCUGAUCUUGGUCGGGGUCACAUUUUGCAUCCUCUUGGUAGCCAACACUCUGGCGAGCUUGAUCUGUUGCAGCAGGGAAGGAGGCAUUAUAUGGAUGUAGAACAUUCCAGGGCCUAUGAAUCUUCUCAGUGGUCACUGUAAUGCACUUGUUUGCUUUCAGGUUUGUAAUAACAUGUUUCACAAAUAUUUGAACUCAGGAAAAUGAGAAGUGAACUAGGGCAUGCUUGAUGCUAUUUCUUGUUUUUGUUUGUUUAAACUGUUUGGCAAGGUGGGCCUAGCUUUGCUUCAUUUGUGGAACUUUCAGUAACUUUUUUAAUGAUUGCUAAGUGAGAGGGCAUCCACUUCGUGGUUUGUUAUCUCUUCCCAGUUAUUUGA
Medicago truncatula (barrel medic) is the source of this 1518-nucleotide messenger RNA. RefSeq names its product squamosa promoter-binding-like protein 9. The transcript is spliced from 3 exons. The record is from RefSeq and is a predicted model, not a curated record. Gene Ontology annotation, cellular component: nucleus. Bases 49 to 1284 code for a protein of 411 amino acids. Lineage: Eukaryota; Viridiplantae; Streptophyta; Magnoliopsida; Fabales; Fabaceae. Gene Ontology annotation, molecular function: DNA binding.